Messenger RNA from Aplosporella prunicola CBS 121167, 858 nucleotides. RefSeq lists its product as uncharacterized. The record is from RefSeq and is a predicted model, not a curated record. Bases 273 to 734 code for a protein of 153 amino acids. Lineage: Eukaryota; Fungi; Ascomycota; Dothideomycetes; Botryosphaeriales; Aplosporellaceae. The transcript has a single exon.
CCUCCACGCCCCAUCAUGCUCAGGGUCGUCGGCAGGGUCACGCCUGGCGCGCUGGGCCAACUAAACCAACCAGCCAGCCAUCCCGCCGUGCCCGCCCGCCCCGGCGGAUCCAAAAUAGCACCACCAAAGGCUGCAGGCCGGUGCGAAAAUCUCCGCGUCUGGCGCAUGCGAUCGGCGUAUGACGGCUGCGUUGGCCGCGUGUGCGUGCGCCGCCGCCGUGCCUGAGGGUCCAAGGUAUUUCAAGGGUCUGGUCUUUGCUCGCUCGCUGAAGAAUGCGGUGUGUGCUCCUAGCUUUACCUCCUGAACUACAAACACGCUUCUACAUAAACUGCCUCGCUCCCCACCUCCCAAGGGACAUACAUCCACUCCUCCGAAGAUCCCUCUCCCCCGUCCCUCGUCGACUGCCUCAUCCGGCAAUUCCGUCUUCUCAUCCAACCAACCCACCAACAUAUCAACCACCAUAUCACCAGUCGACAUGGCCGGCUCCAAGUUUGUCGAGAUGCUCGACACCGACAUCCAACCCACCUACUCGGCCUACAACGUCUCCCUCGACGACAUCCUCGCCGAAACCCAGCGCCGGUGCUCCUCGUCCGCCGGCAGCAGCAGCAGCAGCAGCGGCUACUCGACCGACGGCAAAGAUGCCACGCGACCUACCAGCCCCUCCAGCCCGGUCAAGAGCAAGUUCAAGCGCUUCUCCCUCAGCGCAAAGAGCCACUCAUGAGCAAUGGGUCUAGACCGCCACCACGGCGUUUGCCCACCACCACUUUAGAGGAAUAAGGUUGUCACGCGGAGGACUCGCGUGUCACGCAUCCAAAGCCAUGGAGCAGCCGAUCCCUGGGAGGAAACCGAGCAGAGGGA